Messenger RNA from Mus musculus (house mouse), 1531 nucleotides. It is a transcript of the gene Or4c118, whose product is annotated as olfactory receptor family 4 subfamily C member 118. The transcript is spliced from 2 exons. Gene Ontology annotation, biological process: detection of chemical stimulus involved in sensory perception of smell; G protein-coupled receptor signaling pathway; signal transduction. Gene Ontology annotation, molecular function: olfactory receptor activity; G protein-coupled receptor activity. NCBI's taxonomy places the organism in Eukaryota, Metazoa, Chordata, Mammalia, Rodentia, Muridae. The record is from RefSeq and is marked validated. Bases 596 to 1531 code for a protein of 311 amino acids. Gene Ontology annotation, cellular component: plasma membrane; membrane.
CUGGUCUUCUUGUUGGUUGGUGUUCAGAAGGAAGAGUUGACUAAAACAGAAUUUUCAUCAACAUUACAUGAACUGACCUCAGUAGAAACUGGGAGAUGCUUGUCUUCAGGUUUUAAGCACAGUCAACACAAGGAACUUUCAUUUGUAGGUCAUUGGUUGAUUGGUUCCUGAUCCUUUUACAUUUAGUCCUUUGGCUAUCAAGAUGCCUCACUCAUAUGCAAACAAAAUAGUAGAUUCUUUCACCAGUACAUAGAGGAGUAGAACAUGAAAACACUCUAAAGUUCUCACCGAGAUAAAUUAUUCAAUCAUCUGCCUCUUCAAUCUAUAAAGUCAUCCUGUGCCCUUUGGUCUGCGUCUCCAAAAAAUCCCAGAUUAUUGAUAUUGUGUUAGUUUGAUCCUAACAUCUAUAAUUAUAACUUUAGCACAAAACGCAGAAAUAAUAACUUCUGUCAGGUACUGUUGACAAUAAAGUUGAGCAUUGAGCAUUUUUUGCAUUAUUUCAUUUGUACAUGACAAUAUUAACAAUAUAUCAACCAAAAUUUCCUCAUAGUUUCAGGUUUAUACGAACACAUUCACUUUGUACCUUUUAAGAAUUAUGCUUAACCAGAGCUUUGUCACUGAGUUCAUACUUCUGGGACUUUCACAGAACCCAAAAGUGGAGAAAAUACUGUUUGUUUUGUUUUUCUUGGUCUACCUUGCAACUAUUGGAGGCAACAUAGUAAUUGUGGUAACAAUCUUAUUCAGUCCUGCACUUUUUGGCUCCCCCAUGUACUUCUUUUUGUCUUUCCUUUCAUUCCUGGAUGCAUGCAUUUCUUCUGUAAUCACACCAAAGAUGAUUGUAGACUUCUUCUAUGAAACGAAGACCAUCUCCUUUGAAUGUUGUAUGGUACAACUUUUUGCUGUCCACUUCUUCACUGGGGUGGAAGUGAUUGUCCUGUCAGCCAUGGCCUAUGACCGCUAUGUGGCUAUUUGCAAGCCCUUGCACUACUCUUCCAUCAUGAACCAGAGACUCUGUGUCAUUCUGGUAGGGAUAGCCUGGGCAGGAGGCUUCUUGCAUUCUAUCACACAAAUUAUCUUCACUUUGCAGCUGCCCUUCUGUGGCCCCAAUGUUAUUGAGCAUUUCAUAUGUGACUUGUUCCCAUUACUAAAGCUAGCCUGCACCAAUACACACAUUUUUGUUAUUUUGGUGUUUGCCAACAGUGGUUCUAUCUGCAUCAUUAUUUUUUCCUUAUUGCUUGUUUCCUAUGGUGUCAUCUUAUUCUCUCUGAGAUCUCACAGUUCUGAAGGGCGGAGUAAAGCUCUAUCUACCUGUGGAUCCCACAUUACUGUUGUGCUUUUGUUCUUUGUCCCUUGCAUAUUAAUAUAUGCACGAAAUACUUCUGCAUUCUCAUUUGAGAAAAAUGUGUUUAUAUUUGCUGAUGUACUGACACCAUUACUAAAUCCUAUGGUAUACACUUUCAGGAAUAAGGAAAUGAAGAAUGCCAUCAAAAAAAUAUGGAGGAGAUUGUUUAAUAUUUCUGAUAAGCAUUAA